Messenger RNA from Cicer arietinum (chickpea), 1971 nucleotides. NCBI's taxonomy places the organism in Eukaryota, Viridiplantae, Streptophyta, Magnoliopsida, Fabales, Fabaceae. The record is from RefSeq and is a predicted model, not a curated record.
UAUGGGGGUUAAAGGCUUGAAGCAUGAAGCAGGAGAAGCAGGAGAAGCAGGAGAGAGUAUAGUGAGAUUACAGAAAACAAAAAAUGACGUUGGACGACGAUAGCUCUAUAUACGUUGGUGGUCUGCCCUACGACGCCUCCGAAGAUACCAUUCGCACUGUCUUCAACUUGUAUGGUGCCAUCCUUGAUGUCAAGAUUAUCAAUGACCAGCGUACCAGAGGCAAAUGCUAUUGUUUUGUUACUUUCACAAACCCUAGGUCAGCAAUUGAUGCUAUCAACGAUAUGAAUGGCAGAGGACAAACAAAUGUGCUAAAGGGUCUUAUACUUAGAGACAGAGGGAGUAUGCAACAUUUAGUAGUCAUUGUUGUGGUCAAGAGUUUUAGGCCUUUAACAUUGUUGCUAUGAAUCAGAGCAUAGGUGGGCGUAUGGUUAAAGUUAAUGGGGUGAAGACUCGUGGUGGCAGAUCAAAUUUUGGGAGAGAACGAAAUUUUUAUCAUAAUAAUGAUGAGAGGAAUGGAGACUGGGAUCGUGGUAGAGAUCGAGACCAAGAUUAUGAUCAUGGUAAUGAGAAAGAUGCAUAUCAUGGUAGAGAUCGAGACCUAAAUUAUGAUCAUGGUAAUGAGAAAGAUGGAUAUCGUGGUAGAGAUCGAGACCAAGUUUAUGAUCAUAAUAAUGAGAAAGAUGGAUAUCGUGGUAGAGAUCGAGACCAAGUUUAUGAUCAUGGUAAUGAGAAAGAUGGAUAUCGUGGUAGAGAUCGAGACCAAGAUUAUGAUCAUUGUAAUGAGAAAGAUGGAUACCGUGGUAGAGAUCGAGACCAAGAUUAUGAUCAUGGUAACGAGAAAGAUGGAUAUCGUGGUAGAGAUCGAGACCAAGAUUAUGAUCAUGGUAACGAGAAAGAUGGAUUUAGGAAUAGAAACAGUGAUUGGACUCGACAUCGUGAUCGGUCUCGAGAUCGUGAUUGGUCCCGAGACCAUGAAAAGGAUAGGGAUAGAAGAGUUGAACAUGUGCAAGAUUAUGAUCAAGCGAAAGAAAGCAUGUUAGAUGAUGAUUGGAAUAGAGAGGAUGAUAGGGCUGAAAAUGAACAAGAAAACAGCAGGGUACAUGGUGGAGAUGUGGAUAGAGACCAUAACACAGAUUUGGAGGCAGACAGAAAGAUGGAUAGGGUUAGUGAUCCUGAUGGAAGUUUUGACGAACAUAAAAAGGAACAGCCAAGGAGAAACAUCGAAUUUCCCUGUAGUUUGAAUGUGACAAAUCAAAAUAGUCCAUCAGAUUCUAAUGGUGGCCGCAAUGAUGAGGUUGAAGAUGAAUUAGAUAGGUCAAUGCAACGGCUUGAUCAACUAAAAAAGGAGGUUUCUCAUUUGGAAGGGGGAUUGGAAGAGAAAAGGCACAAUGUUAUGGAGUUACAAAAACAAUCAAAGAAGUUGGAGGAAGCAGUAAUUACUGCUAAGAAACAGUCUAUAUCUCGCCAGAUGCAGUUGAGUAAGCUGCAUAAGUGUUUUCUCCAAAUGCAACAUUGCACAGAAAGACUUAAAGCUAGUGAAAAUGAACUCCGGGCUCUAGUUGAUACAGUAAUGUUUGAGAGUGAUGGGGAUGGUGCUGUACAACAUACAAAUGGAAGUCUUGAUGGCAGAUAGUUAUUAUUAACUCCUAUCAUAUUUCCAAAAAUACCAAAAUGUAUGAAAAUAUUUUUGUAGCAUGUGUUGUCUCUUUAAUUGCUAGCUGGGUUUUAUUAUCUCACUGUCUCCCUGUAUGGUUAGAAAUAUCAUUGGUUACUUUUGAAGUUCAUAGAUUUGUGCGAAAAAUUUCAUACCAACAAGCAGUGCUCUAAUCACGUUUGGACAAAAAUUACAGGAGAGUGAGUAGCUUUUACCCAAACCCAAGUAUGGUUUGAAACCUCAACAGUAGAACAAAUAUGUAUCACGGACCAUUUUUUUCAAGAUUAAUGUUUGUUUUACAUUGUAUUUAAAAUCAA